Messenger RNA from Insectozyma verbasci, 1486 nucleotides. Lineage: Eukaryota; Fungi; Ascomycota; Pichiomycetes; Serinales; Debaryomycetaceae. The record is from the annotation of a GenBank genome assembly.
AUGAAUACAUUCAUUGAUUCUAUAGGUUUGAAAAGGCUUGUAAUUUCCUAGCUUUAUUUAAAUCGUUUUUUAUAUUACAAUAGGGUAAUUAUUAAGCCGAAAUCAACUACGAAACUUCUCUUUGACAGCUAUAAACUAUUUAGACUCGUAAACUAUAACUUAUUUUACUGGUUGAAGCUCUUUUUACCUCCUAGUGUAUUGCUUUUUUAUAGAAUCAAGUACAGAGAUUUAGCAACAUUUCUUGCUGCAAUUUAAUAACACUUAAACAAACUCAAUGACCUUCAACUGAAGACAUGAAAGAAUAUAUAUCUUCUAAAAGUACCUAGUGAAGAGUGUGAACUACAGCUCAGCAGCUUAACUGAAAUGUGGCAAAUCAUUUAGAAGUUAUGAGCCAAAAAAUCUAAAAAUCUUGGUUUCAACAUUAAAACUUUAAACGUGAAGUAUAGACAGAAUUCAACUGUGCGUAUUUGUAAGCUCGUGGUUAAUUAAAUUACAAGUUUACCAUUUGGCCUUACAAUUGUGUUUCAAUUGCAUUUGCUGAUAUUUCAAAAUAUAUUGUUUCCAUGCACUAUGGCAUAAAAAAAUCGGCAUAGAUUCUAUUGUUUACUACAAAAAGUCUAGCCUCAUAUCUAUUUUUCACGCCCAAAUUCUUGAGCCUUGCUUACCGUAUUCAUACAAUGAUUUACUCCAUACAGAAUUCAGCUGCAAAAUAACAACCUAUUUCUUUUUAAUUUGCUAUAUUUAGAUCUUUUCAUAUAUAUUUGACAUGGAAUCUUCAAUUUUCAAACUAUAAUCAAAUCUAUAAACUUUGAAAUAUUUGAUUCCUUUUUUAUCUGUUUCUACUGUUUUAGCAUUCAAUAUUAAACUUGAGUCAGAAACUGAUGAUUCUUUACCUAGUUUAGAACAAGAAACUACAGAACCUGCAUUUGAUUUAUAUCCUACUGAAACAGAAGAUUCUUAUCCAACUGAAUCUCUUGGAAAUUCACCUUAUAAUCAUGUUGGCGCCGGUGGAUAUAAAAAUGAAACUGCAGUAGGUGGUACUGGUGGUUCAAAUAAUACUGUUGGAGGUGGUGGUGGUUAUAAAAAUUCAACUACUGGUGGUGCAGGUGGAUACACAAAUGGUACAGCAAUUGGUGAUGGCUCCACUAGUAAAAAUUCAACUGCUGGAGGUGCUGGUGGCUAUAAAAAUGGAACUGCUAUUGGUGGAGGAUCAUCAGGUAAAAAUUCAACAAGCUCUAAAGGAGGUGCUGCUGGUGGAUUAGCUGAUGGUUCAAAAACAAUUGAUUCAAAUUCAAAAUCUGAUUCAAAUUCAUCUAUUAAAUCAAAUUCAGAUUCUAAGUCAAGUUCUUCAAGUGAUGAUUCAAGUUCUACUUCAUCUGGUGGUUCUGGUGAUUCCGAAUCAUCAUCAGAUUCAUCUUCAAGAGGUACUGCUGCUUUAGUUGGUUGUGGUUCAUUAAUUUAUCUUGCUGCUAUUGCUUUAUUAUAG